This is a messenger RNA of Acomys russatus (golden spiny mouse), 826 nucleotides long. RefSeq names its product cardiotrophin 1 (gene Ctf1). The record is from RefSeq and is a predicted model, not a curated record. The transcript is spliced from 3 exons. NCBI's taxonomy places the organism in Eukaryota, Metazoa, Chordata, Mammalia, Rodentia, Muridae. The coding region runs from base 53 to 670 and encodes 205 amino acids.
UCCCGCUCCGGUAAGGGUGUGUUCAGGGAACCGGGAUCAGCUUGAGGCCAGCAUGAGCCAGAGGGAGGGGAGUCUGGAAGACCCCCAGACUGACUCCUCAAUCUCAUUCCUUCCCCAUUUGGAGGCCAAGAUCCGCCAGACACACAACCUUGCACGCCUCCUGACCAAGUAUGCAGAGCAGCUGUUGGAGGAAUAUGUGCAGCAACAGGGAGACCCCUUUGGGCUGCCAGGCUUCUCACCACCGCAGCUGCCGCCGCUGGGCGGCCUGAGCGGCCCAGCCCCGAGCCACGCGGGGCUCCCGGUGUCCGAGCGGCUGCGGCUGGAUGCGGCCGCCUUGAGCGCGCUGCCCGCGCUGUUGGAUGCUGUGCGCCGCCGCCAGGCGGAGCUGAACCCGCGCGCCCCUCGCCUGCUGCGGAGCCUGGAGGAUGCGGCCCGCCAGGCUCGGGCCCUGAGCGUCGCGGUGGAGACGGUGCUGGCCGCUCUGGGCGCUGCAGCCCGCGGGCCCGGGCCAGAACCCGCAGCCACCUCUGCCGCCCUUUCUACGGCCAAUAGCGCUGCGGGCGUCUUCUCUGCCAAAGUGCUCGGGCUCCACGUGUGCGGUCUCUAUGGCGAGUGGGUGAGCCGCACGGAGGGUGACCUGGGCCAGCUGGUGCCUGGGGGCGUCGCCUGAAAGUCAGUACUUGUUUUUUCAAACUUGCCUGGUCCCGCUCUUUGGCUUCUAACUCUGUCUGUCUGUAUCAGUGUGUUCUUGAGUUGCCUCUAUCUUCCUGCACUGUAUUGUCUCUUUCUCUUUGGAUCGUGUCACCUCAGGGAGCUUCCGUGCCCA